UUUCCAUACAUUUAAAUUUAUAAUAAAAAACUGCUUUAAGUAUAUUUAAAUCAAAGUUUUAAUUUCUAACUACAAGUAUAACUCAUUUGUGUACAUGCGAAAUACCUGAAUUUUAAACGUUAUGACAACAGCGUAAAAAACAAGUUGUUGGAUCCCAAUAUUUAGUGGCACAGACUUGUUGAUGUUUACCAUCCCGAUGUGAGGUCGCGACAACGGUUCAACGUAUAAUUUCUUCUCAAAUUAGUGGUACUGCAUGUGAGCGGUUUCGAUUUAACAUGGAUGAAGAGUGUAGUGAGGUGAUAUUCGGACCCAGUCGUGAUUCUUUGUACGUAGUGAUACCACUGACAGUAUUAUAUGUUAUAAUUUUCUUGACCGGUUCCACCGGCAAUGUGAGUACCUGUAUAGUGAUAGCCAAAAACAAAUCCAUGCAUACAGCUACUAACUAUUAUUUGUUUAGUUUAGCCAUAUCUGACCAGUUGCUGUUGUUAACGGGAGUGCCUCAGGAGAUAUACUUUUUCUGGUCACGGUAUCCAUAUAUUUUCGGCAGUAACUUCUGUUUUGUGCGAGGGUUGUUCAACGAAACAUCCAGUAAUGCUACAGUGUUAAUUAUCACAGCGUUUACCGUGGAAAGAUACCUAGCAAUAUGCCACCCCUUUCUAUCUCACACGAUGUCCAAUCUCUCUCGGGCAAUCAAACUGAUUAUUAUUAUAUGGUUAGUGUCUAUUUCCUUAGCGAUACCUCAAGUUCUUCCCUUAAAAGUGGUAGGCAAGUGUCCAAUGUGCGUUAUGCAGGAUCCUAUUAUUAACUACAAUUUUGAACUGUCCACUUUGUUGUUCUUUGUUAUGCCAAUGACAGUCAUCACAGUGCUUUAUAUUUUGAUAGGAGUGAAGCUGAAGGCGUCAAAUACAGUGGAAAAAAGGAUUAGCGUCAACAAUAGGGUCAUUAAGAGAUCUUCUCGAAAAGUAAUUAAGAUGUUAGUUGCUGUGGUGGUGACAUUCUUUAUAUGCUGGGCACCGUUUCACAUUCAAAGGCUGUACGCCAUCUACAACACCGCCAUUCCAACCAAAGAGACACGUGACACAUAUAUGCAGAUCUAUGGAAUCAUUACGUACAUAAGUGGUACAUUAUUUUAUACGUCAGCUACAAUAAAUCCGAUUUUGUAUAAUAUUAUGUCGGCGAAGUUUAGAGAUGCCUUUAAGGAAACAUUUGCUUCCUGUUGCUUUCGCAACAGCCACAAACUGAAGCUGAAAAGAUCGAUGUCGGUGGUGUCUAAAUCGCUAACUAGAUGUCACGAUUCUAGUGAUUCUGGAAGCCACGAUAACUCCGUGCAGUCAGUUACACUGACAAUAAACAAAAAUUAUUUCGACUCCAGUACCUGUCUAGGAGAAAAAUUGAAGAAAGCCAAUAUCUAUCAAGAUGCAACAACUCCAAUGUUAAGCAACUUCCAUCGAUAAAAUUGCA
Messenger RNA from Diabrotica balteata, 1461 nucleotides. The record is from the annotation of a GenBank genome assembly. Lineage: Eukaryota; Metazoa; Arthropoda; Insecta; Coleoptera; Chrysomelidae.